AUGCCAGUCGUAUCCCCAUGCCGUAUCCACCUGGAAGCGCUUGGGCAGGACGUCUAUGGUGCUGGGAUCGCAGCACUGGUGAGGGACUCUUAUAGCCUGGUGGAGGGCAAGGGCGAGAUGACCUUGCGUGUCUCGCGCCUGGCCAGUAGCUUCUUGCUAAUGGCCUUCGUCGUCUUCUUGCAGAUCUUCUUGAUCUCUCAGAUGCAGGCUUUGGUGGCCAGCCGGGCGGUCACGGAGAUCCGACAGAUCUACGGCCGGUACGAAUUCGUGAUGUAUGGUGCUGACGUCACUCACAACUACUUGACGCCCAACGGAUUCCCUCGGGGCUUAGACAAGAGGUAUUUUGAUGCGGCCAACUUCGCACGCUUGACGGACGACGAGAAGGAUUUGGCAUGUGCAAUCCCCUUCUCGCAGUUGCAGAUCUUGGUGCCGAUCCUUUUCAUUUGGACGCUGACCAUUGUUGCAGACUUGCGCCGCUGUGGUGACCUCUUCGUGCGUUUGAUCCUAGCGACGCCCACCAUCACCAGCAUGAAGGAUGCGAUUGUGGAAGGUGAGGGUGAAUGCGAGAUCGUGGUGGGCCUCACGAAAGAGGUCAAAGCUUUGCUUGCAUCCACAUGCAUGAUUCCUCGCUGGAUCAUCGAUGUCUAUCUUCUCUGGCUGGGCUGUCGCUGGCUUUGUGCCACCCCGAGCUUCUCGGAUUUGCUCUUGAACUCGGUAGCAUUGGAGUUCAUCGUGCUGCUUAAGGACACACUCUUCACAGGUGUGGUGCCCGACCGCAACAAGCGUGCCACGCAGAACACAUUGAUCCAGCCCUGGCAGAAGAAGGAGCCCGCCAACUAUCGUGUCUUCUUGUCGGCCUUCUUGUUGGUCUUAGUGACCUUCAGCUGGGUCUACUACUACAUUUAUCGCUUUCAGGCAGUGCUGCCUGACUACCAGUGGGACAUCCACGAUGUGCGGACACUUGGGUGGUCCACUCGCUCCAUCAAGUCAGUCGUGACGUGCGUUGCAUCGUUGGUGAAGAUCGUCACGGCUGUGCAGCAAAAGCUUCAAAAUGGCGCGGCGCGGCAGCUGAAACUGCGAGUGUUGGAAACGUGUGAGUUAGAGGCUGCGCUGUCGCUGUCAGCAGCGCACGAGCUCGCUGUGGUCCGGCCGUUUGCGAGCGUCCAAGAGGUCCAGGACAUGUCAACAGCUUUCCAGCUGUGGAACACCGUGGCCCCGUGUGGCGACAAAGCUUUUGCCGAAUUUGACCUCUUUUUGGUGUACAGUCGUCGUUUGGAUGAGAAUCCGGUCGCGCUCCGCGCGGCGGAGAAGAUCCAGAAUUCGUUCCAAAACAAGAGUGAACCCUGGCACAGAUGCUUCCGGCACUUCUACCUGGAAGCUGCCAACCUCACAGCUCAGGAGGACGUGUAUGACUCCCGCGGCUAUGCAGUGAGAAAGGAUUGGGUGAACGGACCCAACAAAGUCUUUCGCUUCAUUCUGCAUAGUUUCUUGGUGAAAGCAUUCAGCUCCUCUGACUAUGAAGCCUUUUUCUUCAUGGAAUUCGACUCGACGCCUGUUCGGCCCUUUUGGUUGGAUCAGUUCUAUGCGGAGGUCUUCCACUACCCCAGCACUGCGAUUCGUGGCAGUCGCUACCGGGGAGACUCCUGGGACAAUUUUUUGCACGCCAUCCCUGAGUCGUUGUUAUACCAUAUCAAUGGCAAUGCCAUUUACUUCUUGAAGCAUCCCUGGCUGAGCUUUCUUGCACAGAAGCUUCAGGAGGAAGCAGAUUCCGAAAAUGCAAGUGUGGCCUUUGAUGUGCGCAUGGCGCAGCUCACCUUGGAUGCGCCCAAUCGAAGUGCUUCAGAUUGGGAGAACUACGUGCCGCCAGGACAGGAUCCCUAUCGAGAUGAUAGCUUGCUAGUGGGUAACUACGCCAAUACCUUGCUGAACACGAGCUUCACCGUGCCGGAGUUUGUCCGGCAUGGAGCAUUGACGAACGUCCUGGAAAACUUGGAUAGCUCAUUGGUGUCCUUGGCCGUUCAAUCCUUUCACCUCGGCUCCAAUGGCUCCUUGCUCUGGAAGAGUCUUACAGAGGCCUCGCACCCGUUUCGAGAAGUGGUGAUUUUAUCGGAGCAGGUCGAAGCACUGGAAGACCCUCCUUCCGGCUUGGUGCUGCGGUGGCAGGUGCCCCAACAGCCCGAGUACAUGGCAUUUUGCGAGUUGGCGCAGAUGGUCAACACGACCUACUUCGUGUUUACUGACACCUAUCACUUCAUCCCUGGCCCAACGCACGUCUUGGUGAAUGGAUCGCGUUCGGUCUUGCCCUACAUCCCGGCCACUUCCCCCCACUGCACCCACUAUGACGAGUGCAUGGCAUCGUUGGACCAGGCCGAGAGCUUCUAUGGGGUCCAGUUGAAUUAUCAUCACAGCAAGUUCGAGACACUCUUCGAGACCAGCCUCGCCAUGGAAUUCUGCGACAGCUGGACUCUGGCAGCGCUUCACUCGGGCUCCUUCGAAGCAUGUGACUUCCAUGGGCCAAGUGCAGAUGACUACAUCGCUUGGUUGAUCUCUGUGGACAGGGCCUUUCAGUAUGUGCCCAAGAACAAGGAACGCGUAGGAUGGAGGCCAUGGACGAUCUUGGCGAGCCCUCAUCCACCAGAUCUCCGCAACUGUAGCGUGUACAACGAGAGUGAUAGCCUGGCAAGGCAGCAAAGCAUCAAGGAGUGCAGUCUUUACAUCCAAGACCGCGAUGCGUGCAAUGCCAAUCCGAUGUGCACCUUUCGGGCUAUGUUCGAAGCAGGCAAAUGCAUGAGCACCUCAGAGUUCCAGAUGCUGCCAGCAAUGAUGAGCAGUCGCACCUGGACCUGGUCCUCCACCAGGACCACGUCGAGCAGCUUCACAAGAUCAAGUACAACAUGGACAGCGAGCACAUCCAUCACCUCAACCAGGUUCACCAGCACAAGAUCACUCACCACCUCAACAGGCAAUUGGUCCACCACGAGGACGGCUGCCCAAAGCGCUGUGCCCACGACGUGCGAGGGUGGCCUCCCCUCCAGCGCUGGGGUGGAUGUCAGCGAUUGCAUUGGGCGCUCCGUAGGUGAAUCCUGCAGCGUCUUGUGCACUGGGAACUUCCAGGGAGGCCCCGCAAGCUUCCUCUGCGGCGAGGGCGGAGACUUUCUGGGUGAGAUUUCAUGUCAGGAGAUCACCUGUUCAUUGGACGCACUUCCAGAUGGAUUCCGUACUGACUGUCAGAAGGUUGCCGUGGGAGGAGUUUGCUUUGUGCGAUGUCCUGAAGGCUUUGUGGGACAGGAGGCCAUGUACGUUUGUUUGGCCGAUGGCCAACUGCUUGGACUUUUGCCGCGCUGUGCAGCGCAGACCUGCGGAGUGGCGCCCCAGAUCUCAGGUGCAGACAGCAGCAGCUGUAGUGGUCUUCUUUAUGGGCAGUUCUGCCAAGUUUCUUGCAGCUAUGGCUUUGAGGGUCAAGCCUCCCAGUAUCGUUGCGUGGACGGAGUGCUUCAGGGCCAAGUGCCCAACUGUGUGCGCAAGACCUGCGAGAUCCCAACUUCCCUCCAAGCGGCUGAAGGAGUCUCCAGCGCUGCCUGCGCGGGGGUCUUGCAUGGACAGAGCUGCAUCAGCACAUGUAACGAAGGUUUCACUGGAACUGCCUCGCAACUGCGAUGUGAAGAUGGACAACUGGAAGGGCUGCCACCUAUUUGCACUGGUUUAGUGUGUUCGCUUGAGGGCAUCGUCAUCGGACCCGGUCUUGACGCAAGCGCUUGCACAGGCCUUCGCACUUCAGAAAGCUGUGCCUUGCGAUGUCGCCACGGAUAUACACCCAUUGGCGACCCGCACCUCACGUGCCAGCCAGACCGGCGCUUGUCGGCCCAAAACAGCGAGCCGGGCACUUUCUCGUGCGUACCCAGCGCCUGUGGUGAUCUCUCCAAAGUGCCCAGCUUUGGAGCCAACUUCAUCGACCACUCCUGCGACGGCCGAGUCUUCGGAGAGGUGUGCUCCGCCUUUUGUCACAUCGGCUGGCGCAUUGAAGGGAAUGCCAGCGUCAUUGUUUGUGACGUGGUGGACAACGAGUCCCAAGGUUUCGUGCAGUACUUCGAGAGCAACGGAAGCCAUAUGCCAGUGCAGCAGACCGCAGGUCCCAGGUGUGUCCCUGUGGAAUGUACGGAAGGUUUACCUGACAUGAAGGGUGUGGUGCAUGACUGUUUGGGAAAGACCACUGGUGAGGAGUGCCGUGUGGAGGCUGCACCGGGAUAUUUUGCGGAGCCAGACAGUGGGCGGUUGACCUGCCAAGACAAUGGUGGCUUCCAAGGUGUGAUGCCAAAGAUUCAAGCGCUUCGCUGUGUGGAUGUGAGCUGGCAAUCAGCUCACGUGGGCAGCACCUGUGCGAACGCGACGGUCGCUGCGGAGUGCUGGGCCUACUGUGAGCAGGGUUUCCAGGGAUCUCCCAGACGCUACGAAUGCGUGACGAAUGGCACGGAGAAUCCGCAGCUUCAAGCUGCCGAGGACAUCCACUGCCAAGCCCAGUCGGCACGCCGGGCAGCCGCCGUUCUCGCGCGUCCGCGUAACAUCGCAGCACCCUGCGAUGUUCCACCUGAGCUUUGGGAUCUGCGCUUUAUUCACUCCUGCACAUCUGCUCAAGAUGGAGAUAUUUGCGUGGUGCACUGUAGUACAGGCUACAUCAUGGUGGAGACAGAACCCUUGCUGCUCUCUUGUCAAGAUGGACAGUUCAUUGGAGGCGCUCUCCCCACCUGCCUUCCGCGUGCGUGCGAGUUUGCCUUCCCGAGUGGAGUCGGAGUCCACCAUGACUGCGAGGGCCGCACCACUGGAGAGAACUGCACGGCCAGAUGUGGAGAGGAGUUCACCUACACGUCUGCGGGGCCUGAGACCUUCGAAUGCACAGCCUCUGGCAGCUUUGUGGGGACCAGCCCCUCCUGCGACCGCAAGUUCUGCCAAGACUUGCAGCUGUCGGCAUUGUACUCCCACAACUGCCGGCAGAAACGCUAUGGCGAUACUUGCGGAGUGACCUGCGCCACGGGCUUUUACCUCACCUCUUGGGGGACUCAGUUCCGCUGCACGGGCACGUUCGAAGGCAGUUUGCCGAUCUGCCAGCCAGACCCCUGCACUGAUGAUCUGGCUGUUGGUGGUGUGUUCAGUGGAGAUUGCGAAGGUUUAUUGACCGGGGAAAGCUGUGAGCUUUCCUGUAACGCUGGCUUUGCGCCCAACAGCACGCAGCUGAUCUGCGGCGAACGUGGCUCGUUGGUAGGUGCUUAUCCCCUCUGCAAACCAGCCAGUUGUUCUUCAAGCGUGGCCUCCUUGGAAGCACCUUCGAUUUCUCACAACUGUGAGGGCGUCGUGUUCGGACGCAGCUGCAGUGUAUUUUGUGCCCCUGGCUAUGAGAUGCUCGAUGAGGUGACGGAGUGGAGAUGCCAACUGAAUGGCACACAGCUAGUUCUGACAGGAGCCAAUUCAUCCUCUCUCCCAUCUUGUGAGCCCCAACGCUGCGUGGGCUUGCCACAAGCGACUUCCGGUCCCUUCACCGACAACUGCAGCGGCUUGGCCUUUCUCGACCACUGCGACCUGCGCUGCGCCGAGGGCUACGCAGCGAACGGCACCGAGACUGACCGAGCGCCGGCGCUGCGCUACCACUGUGGCAGCGAUGGCUUGGCCGAGGCGGAGGGCACGCAGCCCAGGUGCGAUUUGGUCACCUGCAAUGCCAGCUUCUCCAUCCCUGGAGUCUUGAACACCUGUGAAGAGGUUCCGGUGAAUGGCAGCUGCUACGCCUUUUGUGCGCUGGGCUACCGCUUAGAAGGCCAAGCUCAACGAUGGAAGUGUGAACGCAGUGAGACACCACCGAUCCACGACCAGAACGACGGGAUCACCCUCCGUGGCUAUUUGCCGGUUUGUUUGUUGGAGUUCUGUAGCUACAACAUCCCCUGGUCUCCACGCUUCUCGCACAACUGCAAUGACGUGAUGACUUGGAAAAGCUGUGAGGUGCAAUGUGCCGCAGGCUUCGUUGGAGGUCGCAGCAGUUUGCUGUGCCAGCCGGAUGGUGCACUGAUGGGGCCACUGCCAGACUGUCAGGAGGAGUCCGUGACGAGCACCACCGUGACAGUGUAUACCUCCACAGAGACAGCGACUGCGACAGUGCUGUUCUUCAUCUUUGCUAACUUCACAAUGGCUGUGUCCAAUGUGGAGGGACUUCUAUCACAUCCAUUGGCUGAAGAAGGUUUCGCCAAUGGUAUUGCCGAGAUUUUUCAGCUGAUGCCCAACCAGAUUGAGAUCACUGUGCAGGAGCCUUCCUCCAGCGUGCUGCGGAUCUCCUGCAACGCGUCGUCGGUGUCGGAGUGGCGGAGUCUCCUGGAGGAGCUCACGGUGGAGCAGGUGGACAUGGCCAUGAACAGCAACAUCCAAGCUCUUCUCAGCAAUGUCUCUGGAGUGACUCUCAGGAUCCUCGUGGUCACAGUGGAAGUCUCAGAUGGAAGAGGUGAGCCCUUUGUUUGGGCUUUUCGAGCCAUGGACGAGGAGCCCGAAUUGGCCAGCGCUUCGCUAGUAGCUGCAUUGACAGCCUCGGGCGCUGCACUGGUUUGCGGCUGCCUUUGCUGCAUAUAUGGAUCCUUGGCAGGGAUUCUUGUUCUCCGGUGA
This is a messenger RNA of Durusdinium trenchii, 6636 nucleotides long. NCBI's taxonomy places the organism in Eukaryota, Dinophyceae, Suessiales, Symbiodiniaceae. The record is from the annotation of a GenBank genome assembly.